CGGAGUUAUCGGCAAACUUUUUUUCUUUUUGGUUGUCCUUCUGCGCAGUAAUGCACUCAGUAUCGACGGGUGAAAUUUCCUUCGCUAGCCAUGACUAAGCUACUCGCUGCUACAAGAGCAAUUUCGGAACAAUGAAAUACCGACGGCAAACCGCCAUUUCUCAUUCCGUUAACAAGUGGCCUUUGCUCUGGGACGCCUUACAAUACUGCAGUAUGAACCUCUUUACUGCUUCACAAAUUGCUGGUCACACUGAUUUGACCGAUUAGUAAUGAGUGCUCUUGUGACUCAUAUAAAUAUUACUGUGCAUUGAUGGCGGUUUUGGAAAGUUCACUCCAGCAAAGAUGAAAGCAGCAGUACUAAACGAGCGCAAAGUUGAGCUUGACGUUCAAGAAUAUCCCGAUCCUGUCCUUACUCCUGGGUCUGCUAUCGUCAAGGUUUUAGCUGCACCAGUUGUCCAUCAUUAUACUGCUGUUUUUUCAGGCGAAAUUCCUUUCCCAUUGGUGCUUCCCUUAAUUCCUGGUUGCAGUGCCAUUGGUGAAAUCGAAGAAGUUGGCCCAGAUGCUCAUAAUUUGAAGAAAGGAGACCUUGUUUAUGUCGACCCUACCAUUCGAACUCGAGAUGAUCCUCAUAGCCCUGAAACCAUUCUUCAAGGUCUCUUUCUACCCCCUGGUAGCUUGUCGGAUGUCUUUCGUAACGGUGGCUUCGCCGAGAAAAUGUUAGUGCCUCUAGAGAAUGCUAUUCCUAUCCCAUCUUCGCUAGGUAGAGACGCAGCCAAGCUUACAAGCAUUAAUCGAAUGCUUGUACCAUAUGGAGGUCUUUUAUCUGGAAAUUUUGAACCUGGACAAACGGUCUUGCUUCUUGGUGGUACCGGAUAUUAUGGAGCCUGUGGAAUAGGUGUCGCUCUCGCCAUGGGUGCUCGUAAAGUGGUACUACCUGGUCGAAGUCUUGAAAAGCUGGAGGCUUUUGUGAAGAAAUUUGGCGACCGAGUUGUUCCUGUUCAGCUCUCUGAGGACGAACAAGAAAACAUUGCCGCGUUUAAUAAGGCUGCCGAUGGACCCAUUGAUUUGGUGCUGGAAUUACUAGAUGCCACUGCUCCAGUGUCUAUUAUACGAUCUGCAAUUUUGUCUCUUCGAAGUUUUGGAACUGGCGUCAUCAUGUCUGGUCGGCCCGACAAUCUGGAAUUACCGUUUAUGCCUAUCAUGGUCAAAUCUUUAACCAUCAAAGGCUGCUUCAUGUAUCCCAGAACAGCCUGCAAGAAGCUGAUCGGCCUUAUGGAAGCUGGCUUGCUGAAACCUGACUGGUUUGAUACUGACGACCAAUAUAGCCUGGAUAACGUAAAUGAAGCAGUCCAACAUGCUAAGAAGGCUGCUGGUCCGUUCAAUAUUACUAUUGUUGUGAACUGAUCCUUUGUAUGGUUUCAUCCAUUGCAAUUUUUGUACGAAAAAAUGAGGCGGUCGUC
This is a messenger RNA of Umbelopsis ramanniana AG, 1459 nucleotides long. RefSeq lists its product as uncharacterized. NCBI's taxonomy places the organism in Eukaryota, Fungi, Mucoromycota, Umbelopsidomycetes, Umbelopsidales, Umbelopsidaceae. The transcript has 2 exons. The coding region runs from base 342 to 1403 and encodes 353 amino acids. The record is from RefSeq and is a predicted model, not a curated record.